ACAGGCACAUUCUAAUCAUAAACAAGUAGCGGGCAGGAAAUAGGUUCUAAUGUAAAACCUAAUAAAUAUAUACUGGAAAAAGAAAAUGGAACGGACUUUUUGGUUCUUUGCAACGGUGUAUAUGUGGUCUGUCAUGGGUACACAUGUGUCGCAUGUUCCCUGUGAUGAUAAAAGCGUAAUGAAGCUUGCUCGACUUGCCGUCAAUUACAUCAACGAGGACAGACAAGAAGGAUACAAAUUUGCCCUCAACAGAGUUUUCAACGUGCAUGUUCAUCCUCAGGGUCCAGCUGGAAAGGUUUACUAUCUAGACUUGGAUGUCCUGGAGACCAAAUGUCAUGUCCUCAGCCGAAAAUCAUGGAAGCGCUGCGACAUUAGGCCCUUUAUGGAAACACAAAUCACGGGGAACUGCAACACUACCAUUCUACACACCCCAGAUGGCUUCUCCUACCUCUACAGCUAUGACUGUACCCUUGUACCAGCCCCCACUGAAAAGUUACAGAAGACAUGUCCAGACUGCCCCCUGCUGUUGCCUGUGGAUAGUGACAGAGCAGUCUCCAGUGCUAAGAUCACUCUGCGCAGCUACAAUGGUCAGAGCACUCUGCCUGUACAGCUGACUGUGGCAGCUAUAACCAGAGCCUCUCACCAGGUCUCUCCAGUUGCAGCCAGUUUUGUCGAGUUUACUGUGCAGGAGUGCUCUGAGCCACCGCUGGAUGAAGCUUUGUGUGUGCCAGCAGAUGCAGGGAAAGGGGCCAUUGGAUUCUGUGUCGGGGCGGUUUUUGGCGCCGAAGCGACCCCAACCGACGUUAAGGUGUCCUGUGAAAUAUUCCACCCACAGCACUCUGGGAUUUCUGUUGGUAGUGAUACAGGCACACAGAAGCCAGAAAAGCCCAGCUCUCUACCAUACGUACCACCAGCUCUUGAUCGGCCUAGAACUGCAUUUCAUGACAUCAGUCCAGGCAGACUGCCAGACCCUGUUCAUCAACUUUUUCCAGACAGAGCUGGACCCAAAUCGAGUGAAUCCAGCGAGUCUUCUUCAUCAGAGGAGGUGGCAGGUUUGGAGCGAAUUGCCAGGCCUCCGCUCAACUUCCGAUAUGAGCCUUCACGCCAGAGGAGAGAGGCAUCGGUGGUAACGAUCAACCCUACUUUUCUGGCUGUGUUCCCCAGCACACCCUCCCCUUUUCGUUCCUGCCCUGGAGCAUCUCGCUAUACCACUGUGUAAAAAUAUUUAGAGCAUGGUCGUGACAAUUCAUUCAGAACUGAAGAGGUUAUAGACAGUUAUGGCUAGAUUUAGCAGAGGAGAACUUUCCUUAUGAAUUCAUUCGAGAACUCUGAUGAAGUUGUAGCUAAACAUUGUAAACAUAAUUUACGUGUGUGUUUGCAACACUAGGAAUAUCUGGCUUUGAGAAAUAGCAUGAUAAAUCUUUAUGCAAUGUCAUUUUCUCUGGCAUUCUAUUUCUUUCGUACACCCAUUUCUACAUUUUCCAUUCUGAUUCUUUACAGUGCUUGACUGUCAUCAUGUCUUUUAUUAAAUAAAGAAGUGUCAAUUCA
Molecule: messenger RNA, 1548 nt
Organism: Silurus meridionalis
Lineage: Eukaryota; Metazoa; Chordata; Actinopteri; Siluriformes; Siluridae
Exons: 7
Coding region: 86-1219 (377 amino acids)
Biological process (GO): negative regulation of endopeptidase activity
Cellular component (GO): extracellular region
Molecular function (GO): cysteine-type endopeptidase inhibitor activity
Source: RefSeq, a predicted model, not a curated record